Laccaria bicolor S238N-H82 is the source of this 1238-nucleotide messenger RNA. RefSeq lists its product as uncharacterized. The record is from RefSeq and is a predicted model, not a curated record. The transcript has 10 exons. Gene Ontology annotation, biological process: ubiquitin-dependent protein catabolic process. Gene Ontology annotation, molecular function: protein binding; structural molecule activity. Gene Ontology annotation, cellular component: proteasome regulatory particle, lid subcomplex. NCBI's taxonomy places the organism in Eukaryota, Fungi, Basidiomycota, Agaricomycetes, Agaricales, Hydnangiaceae. Bases 9 to 1238 code for a protein of 409 amino acids.
CUGAGAAGAUGAACCCGCAAGAGGCGGAGAGUCUGUAUAAGCAGAUCUUAUCGAAUACCUCGAUCCCAAAUGAUGACCCCGAAGACCAAUCUCGUCAUUUACGAGAACAGGAGACGGCCCUAGUCAAGCUCGGAGAACUGUACCGAGACCAAAAAAACGCACAAGGCCUAGCGGACGUGAUCACUCAAUCCAGAGCAUUCAUGUCAAGUACUGCCAAAGCCAAGACUGCGAAACUCAUCCGUACCUUACUAGACUUCUUCUCCUCAAUCCCCAACAGCCGUCCCAUCCAAAUGCGCACGUUGACGGAUAAUAUCGCAUGGGCUAAAGCUGAGAAAAGGAUCUUUCUGAAACAUAGUUUGGAGACUAGGUUGGCGGGGCUCCAACUCGAAUCAAAACAAUACCAACCCGCCCUACUCCUAAUCGACACCCUCCUAACCGAACUAAAACGCCUAGACGACAAAAUGAUCCUCACAGAAGUCCACCUCCUCGAAAGUCGUGUUUACCGCGGUAUAGGCAACAUGGCCAAAUCCAAGGCAGCACUAACAUCCGCCCGAACAGCCGCAGCAUCAAUCUACUGCCCACCCACCCUCCAAGCAUCCCUCGACCUCCAAUCAGGCGUCCUACACGCCGAAGACAAAGAUUACACAACAGCCUACUCGUAUUUCUUCGAGUCUUUUGAGAAUUUGAGUGCCCAAGGAGAGGAACGAGCGUUGGGCGCGUUGAAGUAUAUGUUGUUGUGUAAGGUUAUGUUGAACCUGCCGGAAGACGUGAACUCGCUGCUGAGCAUAAAGUUGGCUGCGAAAUAUGCGCAGCUGAGAGAUGUCGAGAGUAUGCGUGCUAUUGCGCGGGCGCAUCAGGAGAGGAAUUUGGGCGCUUUUGAGAAGGCUUUGAGGGAUUAUAAGGAUGAACUCUCAUCAGACCCAACUAUCCGCUCGCACCUCGCAGCACUCUACGACACCCUCCUCGAACAGAACCUCCUGCGCAUCGUGGAGCCUUACUCGAUUAUCGAGUUGGAUUACGUUGCUGAGUGUGUAGGGCAGGAGAGGAGGGGUGUUGAGGUUAAGCUUUCGCAGAUGAUACUAGACAAAGUCUUUCAUGGAGUUCUGGACCAGGGACGAGGGUGCCUUUUGGUGUUUGAUCAGCCCGAGGCGGAUAACACGUACGGAGCGGCGAUAGAUACGAUUGAGCAGGUGACAAAGGUCGUGCAGUCGCUUUAUGCAAAGGUGGGGUGGCUCUGA